Molecule: messenger RNA, 2321 nt
Organism: Selaginella moellendorffii
Lineage: Eukaryota; Viridiplantae; Streptophyta; Lycopodiopsida; Selaginellales; Selaginellaceae
Product: proline-, glutamic acid- and leucine-rich protein 1
Exons: 6
Coding region: 73-2088 (671 amino acids)
Molecular function (GO): nucleic acid binding
Source: RefSeq, a predicted model, not a curated record
AUUCCCGCCCAUCCUGGCUUGCUAAAACCCUAAGAUUGCUUUAGGGUUUAUUGGUGUGAUGAGCUCGUGGCUAUGGCGGGCAUGAUGCUCCUAGCGAAGAAGAUCGGCGCCAUUCCGGUGCUGAGCAAGGGCGCCGCGGCGGGAGCUCUCGGAAUCUCCAAGCGCAAUCUCUGCGCUGGCGGCGGCGGCGAUGGGAGGUACAUUCCCGGUAUGUUUGUAGAGAAUCAAGAAGGCAAUCAGGAGAAUCAGGCAUGGCCUCCACCCACGCAAGAAGGCUUUGUGAUGGACACGGGGACUCAUCCACAAGCGCCACCGCCUCCUCAUCCUCCUCCAACGCACGCCGGAUUCGUCCAAAGCAUGAGUCACUCGCACUCGAGCAAUGGAUUCGUGCCGGUGGUGACGCAGGGUGGAUUCACGGAUUACAGCUCUCCAUACCAGCAGCAAGGAUACUAUCCUCCUCCUCCUCCUCCUCCACCACCUCCUCCUCCACAAGUUUCAUACCCCUGGAACGCCCAAGCACAGCAUCAACUCCAUCACCACCAGCAGUAUCCACCGCCGCCUGGAAGCGCUCACCCCCAGCACUACAAUGUGGAACCGCAAGGAUACUACCACGUCCAGCAAUAUAAUGUGGAGCCACAGGUACUUUACAACGCUGCCCCUGUGCAUCAACACUACGUCCCACCUCCUGACUAUGGCUAUACUUACUCACAGCAGAGUGUUCCGGCUCCUCCAGCUCCAGCUCCAGCGCCGGCAUAUGGUGGUCAGGAUGUCAAUGCAGCGGCCACUUGGUCUGAUACUUCUGCUGUUCCCACUACUACUGCUUCUCAGCUGGUGGAAAGUCACGAGACGAGCGAGCGUGUAGAGGUACUUGGCUCGACAGAGGCUGAAACUUAUGAGGCUUCGCAGGUUGGUGGAUUGGAGAUGAGUGCCGCAGCAGAGUUGCACGUUGAGGAGCAAAAGCAACACGAGGAGAUGGAGCCGGAGGUGGUUGCUGUUCCUCCUGAAUCACAACAGGUUGCUCCACCGCCGGCAGAGAUGCAUGAGGAGGUUCACGAGGAGGUGGCGAAAGCGGAAGCCGGUGAAGCUUUUGCUGAGGACAAAGGUGGUGAGGUGGAGAUGGUUGCGGCUGUGCAAGAGCCCGAGGUGCAGGCGGAGGAGACUGGCACUGCCGAGCACGAGGCGGAGGGAGAGUCAGCGGCGGAGGAGUCACAAGAGUAUGAUGCGGCAGCGAUGGCUAUGGCUGAAGCAGGAUUGCCGAGUGGCGGUGGCGUUGAGGAAAAUGAAGAGGCUACCGAAGGGAGCAGUAGAGAUGAAAGUGAGGCUGUGGUGGAGACUGUGGAGCAUGUGGAGGAGCCUGUGAAGGGCCUGGAGUCGCUACUCGAAGUAGAGACGUCCAAGGCGCCAGCGCCACCUCCUGCCUCUCAGAACGAAAGCUUUCUGGAAAUACUCUCCAAGACGAACACGAACGUGAACGCGCGACAGGUUCCCAGGCAAAGGCCACCGCAGCUGUCGUUUCGCGCUCAAAGAAAGACGUAUGCCAAGCUACAUAAUCUUCCGAGGCAGAUACUUAAAAACGAUAUCGUGAAUUACUUCUCGGAGCUGAAUUUGCAAAAGGAGAGCGUUCACAUGACUUACGAUGAAAAGUUUUAUCCCCUCUACGCCCAUAUUGCCUUCGAUUCGACGGAAGCUUUAAAGAAUGCUGUCAAGAUCCUGCAGACCAAAGGCCGUUUGGGCGGACGGAUUGUCAAGAUGGAAUCGUUUGUCCAGUUCAUGCCACCUACACAUCCACAGAUGACCGAGCACUUGAACAAGUAUCUCGGUCGAAUGCUGCUAAUGCUCCACAUCCCGCCUGAAGGGAGGAUCGAAGACUUGGAGCGCUUUUUCGAUGGAUACGGCUUUGAUCCAUCUGCACUGUCCAUGCUAGAUGCAGUACAAAUGACGCUUGCAAGGUUUCCAAAGGAGGGCAACAGGAUGGUUCGCCGGGCAGCCAUUGGUUUCUGCUCGAGCUUGGAAGCAAUGAGAGCUCUCCGAGAGAAACAGGGAGACUUUGUCCUGAAUGAGCCCAUCGAGUUGAGGUUGAUCCAGUAAACGUUCGAACUGGCUUCUCUUUCAGUCACCACUUCCAAAAAGAAACAACUGGUUUUCUCAAAGAAGGCCCUCACGGGAGAGUCGAAAUAAAGACGAAUGAACCUGCUUGGUGGCUGUGCGCUCAGCCGCUUACUUAAUCUCUCCUGAGUAAUUCUCUCAUCCCGGAAAUCUCCGUAGAGAAGUUUGUAUUGUGUUGCUAGUUAUAUAGAAUCAAUAUAAGACAAUAUAUAAAA